UGUGACGUGGAUAAACCGGAAGUCCGUGUUGCAUGUCUGCUGUUGUUGACACCACAGUGACAGAGUGAUCUACCAUUUGGUCGAUGUUCGUGCUUUAAAGGACACGCGCUAAUAACCCGCUCAUGUCCUCGUGUUAAUUAGAUCUUAAUUAAUCGGUCUCGUGUCCGGUUGUCGGCUCAGGCUCCGCUCACGCUGCUAACUCUGCUAACGUAGCUAGCACAGGAGGCUAGCCUGUAAUGGAGGAAGUUGUCAGCUGACAUGGAGAGCAGACUCAGGUCCAGUCUGUAGACGAUCACUUUGCACGACUGCUUUCAUCUCCGUGCCUGGAACUGGUGGAGACAACACACACAAACAAGAUGGCAGUAGAGCUCGAUGUGUUCGUGGGUAACACCACUAUUAUGGAUGAAGAGGUUUACCAGCUCUGGUUGGAUGGAUACACAGUGAACGAUGCAGUGAAGGUGCGAAUAGAAGGAGGAGUGAUGGAGGAGUGUGAGGCGAGUGCAGAUGUUCUGCUGAGCGACACCAUGGACCAGUACAGGACAUUUCAGAUGUGUGAGCGUCUGUUGCACAGUCCAGCCAAACUAGCCAACCAGCUGCUGUUCCAGAUCCCGCCUCAUCGACAAGCUGUCCUCAUAGAGAGAUACUACACCUUUGAUGAUGUUUUUGUUCGUGAAGUCCUGGGAAAGAAACUCUCCAAAGGAACCAAGAAAGACUUGGACGAUAUCAGUGCCAAAACGGGUGUGACACUGAAGAGCUGCAGGCGGCAAUUUGACAACUUCAAACGCGUUUUCAAAGUUGUGGAAGAGCUUAAAGGACCCCUGGUGGAGAACAUACGUCAGCAUUUUCUGCUCUCUGACAAGCUUGCAAGGGAUUAUGCUGCCAUUGUUUUCUUUGCCAACAAUCGCUUUGAGACGGGAAAAAGAAAGCUGCAGUAUCUCACGUUCCAGGACUUUGCUUUCUGUGCUGGCCAGCUUAUCAACAACUGGACCGUUGGGGCUGUUGAUAACAUGGUGGAGGACAUGGAUGUGGAUCUCGAUAAAGAGUUUUUACAAGAGCUGAAAGAGCUGAAGAUUUUAAUCACUGACAAAGAUCUGCUGGAUCAACACAAAAGUCUGGUCUGUACAGCUCUCAGAGGAAAGACUAAAGCUUUUAAUGAGAUGGAGGCUAAUUUCAAGAAUCUUUCCAGAGGCCUCGUCAACAUUGCCGCAAAGUUAACAAACACAAAAGACGUCAGAGAUUUCUUCAUUGAUCUCGUGGAGAAGUUUAUUGAGCCGUGUCGUUCAGAUCGAUGGACAGCAGCAGACAUGAAACUCUACCUCACUCACUACACCAACUCUGCACACAUACUUGACACAUUCAAGCACCAGGUUGUGUGGGACAGAUACAUGGGCGUCAUUAAAAGCUGCAUCUUCAAAAUGUAUCACGACUGAAGCAAUUUUUUUGUCCUCACGUUCUCGCCCCUCUUCACCCCGCUCUUCCCUUGGUUUGUUUCCUGUUGCUGAAGCCGCUCGGUUUGUGCUUUCACUGUAUCAUUUUGUCAUCGUGAUGAAUUUUCAAGCCCCAUUUUCGCUUUUCAGCCUCCCUGUUUGCACUCCGAGUGUCUGUAAACUUGAUUUGUAAAUAAAAUUUACAUCAAAAUGCCA
Molecule: messenger RNA, 1643 nt
Organism: Larimichthys crocea (large yellow croaker)
Lineage: Eukaryota; Metazoa; Chordata; Actinopteri; Sciaenidae
Gene: fibpa
Product: fibroblast growth factor (acidic) intracellular binding protein a
Exons: 11
Coding region: 357-1430 (357 amino acids)
Biological process (GO): platelet aggregation
Cellular component (GO): nucleus
Molecular function (GO): fibroblast growth factor binding
Source: RefSeq, a predicted model, not a curated record